Molecule: messenger RNA, 1446 nt
Organism: Silurus meridionalis
Lineage: Eukaryota; Metazoa; Chordata; Actinopteri; Siluriformes; Siluridae
Product: Ras-related and estrogen-regulated growth inhibitor-like protein
Exons: 4
Coding region: 80-754 (224 amino acids)
Molecular function (GO): GTP binding; GTPase activity
Source: RefSeq, a predicted model, not a curated record
GAUAUAAAGCAGUGGAGGCAGACAGAGAGCUUCACAUGUUAGCAGCUUGUCAGCUUGUGGAGCUCUGAUCCCUUUCCAGAUGGUGGUUCAGGUCGAGUCUCGUAUCCGCUACAGCAGCAGCAGCAGCAGCAGGAGGAUGGAGGCACAUCAGCCCAAAGUGGAAGCCAAUAUUUUACUGCUUGGAGCAGAAAACGUGGGAAAAUCUGCACUAACGGUACGUUUCCUGACCAGAAGGUUUAUUGGAGAAUACGGCUCUAUAGAAUCCAUUUACACUCAUCACGAUAAGAUCGACGGCCGAGACAUCUGCUUCAACAUCUGGGACUCGAUUUGUCCACAGAACAUCGAAGAGUUGGGUCACAUCAGCGACAGGCAGCUGCAGUGGUCCGAUGGCUUCAUCCUGGUCUACAGCAUCUGCGACCGACCGAGCUUCGAGGUGGUGCGCCGUCAGGUCCAACACAUCCGCCAGGCGCAGCAGAAACUCUCCAGCUCCGCGCCGCUCAUCAUCGUGGGGAAUAAGCGUGACCUGCAGCACCGGCGUGCCGUCUCCAGCGAGGAAGGACGGCUCCUGGCGCUCUCGGCUGACUGCGACUUCUUCGAGAUCUCCGCGGCCGAAGCGUACCACGGCGUCCUCAUGGUGUUCCACGAACUGCUCGAGCUGAUCCGCGAAGCCAGGGCGCUCAAAAAGGGCGCGGCCGGUUUCAGGGGCAUCGUCAGGAGCAUGUCCGCCGUCUUCGGGAGGAAGAGGACCGAAUAGACAGAAUACUGUUCCUCCUGGAGAAAAAGGAAGAGGGAAGAAAUUUACUGCGUCCACAUUGGACUACGAUUAUCGCUUGUUCGGAAUCGGAUUUGAACGCUCCGUGAAUGUUCGAAUUCAGAGACUCGUGUUUGGCCAAUAACCUUCUGGAUUCUCCUCAAAUACAUCACAGAAUCAGAGAUAACUAUAAACGGAUAAAAAAACAAAACGACUCAUACACUUUCAUAUACACCUCCAUGUAUAUGAAAAAGCCUGUGGUGGUCAUUAGGAGGCGAUUUCUAUGCAAAACGGACCUGUGUGUGUGUGUGUGUGUGUGUGUGUGUGCGUGUGUGUGUGUGUGGGGGGGGGUUAGUGCGUGUUCUCAGUGCAUCAUGAUCUUUAUUAUCUACGAACAAAAAUGAGUCUCAGCUGUUAAACAACAAACUGAUGAUUAAACUGACACACAGAAUAGUGGUGUAAUCAGAAUCCUGAUCGCCCACAAACACACACACACACACACACACACACACACACACACACACACACACACCCCAUCAUUAGUAAAAGCUCAGGACCUGCCUUAAGUCAGAUGGACUCAUCUCAGACUAGCCCAAUGGAGCUGUGUGUGUGUGUGUGUGUGUGUGUGUGUGUGUGUGUGUAUAUAUUGUAAAUAGUACAGAGAUGUCUAUGCUUAUGAUUUUUUUAUAAUAAAA